GCGGUGGUGACCCACGCGUAUGAUUCCGUCCAGCCUUUUACAUUUGCGCUCAUACUUCCGACUGCGCUCAGCAUACAUGGAACACGAUUUCGCUUUGUGAAUGUCCGCCGGGAACAGCUCAUAAAUUGCACUCACAAAAAAAAACAGUUCACUCCAUACCUGUGUUUUGAUACAAGUCGAAAAUGUGAUUUUUCUCAAGGGGCAUAUAGAGUCGUAAAAUGGUUUUGGGACCCAGCGUCUCCACAAGGAAAUGGGAGUUUCUGCAUUUAUGGGGACAUGAAUCUAAGUUCCGGGGGCCCGAUGCCUGUGAUGGAGGAAGUAGAUAUCAGCGGCAGUGAGAGCAACAGCAUGCCGAAGAGGAUUGCUCUCAUCUGCUUCCUUUCUCUUGUGAUGCUCAUGAGUGUCCUGGGGAACCUCCUGGUCAUGACAGCUGUCUGCAAGGACCGCCAGCUCAGGAAAAUCAAGACCAACUACUUCAUAGUAUCGCUCGCCUUUGCAGACCUGAUGGUGUCGGUGCUGGUGAUGCCGUUUGGUGCCAUAGAACUGAUUCACCAGAACUGGAUUUAUGGAGAAACCUUCUGCCUGGUCCGGACAUCUCUAGAUGUACUGUUGACAACGGCCUCCAUAUUACACCUAUGUUGCAUAGCUUUGGACAGGUACUAUGCCAUCUGCUGCCAGCCACUGGUCUACAGGAAUAAGAUGACACCACUGAGAGUGGCUCUUAUGUUAGGAGGAUGCUGGGUAAUCCCCACCUUUAUAUCCUUCCUACCCAUAAUGCUAGGAUGGAACAGUAUCGGAAUAGACCAUUUGAUAGAGGAACGGAAGUUCAGCGGUGAUGCAGCCAACUCGACGGCGUGUGUCUUCAUGGUCAACAAGCCCUACGCUCUGACGUGUUCCGUGGUGGCCUUCUACAUCCCUCUGGUUCUGAUGGUACUGGCCUACCAGCGUAUCUAUGUGACUGCACGGGCGCACGCACGACAAAUCGGCGUGCUGCAGCGGGCAGGGGGCGCUGCCGCCUCGGCAGACAGCGCCGACCACCAGCGCAACCACCGCAUGCGUACGGAGACGAAGGCAGCCAAGACUCUGUGCAUCAUCAUGGGCUGUUUCUGCCUGUGCUGGGCCCCCUUCUUCAUCACAAACGUGGUGGACCCGUUCAUAAGCUAUACAGUGCCCGACCAGCUGUGGGCAGCGUUCCUGUGGCUGGGCUACAUUAACUCCAUGCUCAAUCCCAUUCUCUAUGCCUUCUUGAACAAGUCCUUCCGCCGUGCCUUCCUCAUCAUCCUCUGCUGUGGGAGAAAGCGUUACAGCGUCAGGCGGCCAUCCAUACUAGGGCCAGGGCCCCCCUGCUCGGCCACACAGAUCAACGGCUCCACGCAUGUGCUCAAUGGCUGCUCCUCUGCCUCCAAACUCCUGCUCUGGUUCUGCAACACUAGGCCUGUUCCUGUCUAAUGCUGCUUGACAACCUCUCAAGGUAGGCUACAAGUUCAACAAAACGGUAUGCUGCCCUGCACAACGGAAACCAUAUUGAAAAGGAAAAGCAGUCGUUGCAAACAGAGGAUAGAGUCGCCGGAGUCCUGCUUCUGACAACCACAGACAGUCACAGGCACUACCCUGUGCAAUCUGAGACAGGGACUGGGCCAGAACCAGCCCUAGAGGGAGUCAUUCCAAGGCAGCCUCUCCCACUGAGAGACCGCCAAACUAACAUGUUUGGACUGAAUUCUUAGUAGCGGGAUCGAUUAUGGACUGUGGAAUACUUUAAGGUGAAUAAUGUUGCCAAAGCUAUUUGAUAUUAACUUUGUUUUAAGAUAUGUCGUUUCGUAUUUCCUUUGCUUAGGAAAGGAAGAAAAACACUCAUUCUUUCUGAUCCACUAUAGCUAGCUCUGUUAGUUAGCGGAUGUUCCAGUAAUGCUUAGUGUUAUCUGUCACCAUUAUAAACAUUUCAAUAAGCUUUAUUGAUCUGAGGUGCAAUUUCACACAGGCACAGAGGGCUCAUAACCCCUUCAUUUAGAAUGAAGUAUUAACUUGAAAAUGUUCUCAUUUUUUUCAACUUCAGGUCUCUUAUCUCUCUGUCAUAGGUGCCCUAUACUCAAUCACUAUCAGCCUAGAUCCCAUAACUUUCCUUUGAUGCUUUGCAUAAUCUUCAAAAGCCGAAAGUGAUAAAGUAUUUUAGCACACCCACGGUAUAGUAUGGUAUGUGAUGAAACAAUUCAGCCCCUGAAGUGCAUUAUUAGCUACUACACUUUAUAAAUCAUCCCUUCUCUCUCAUGACUCCUCUCUCAGAUGUCGACAAAGAUGGACCAUGCAAUAAGAUGGACGUGUUUUUAAAGAUUAUGGUUUGCUGAAGCAAUUUAAUCUUGGUCAAAGUAUUUUGCCUCCUACUGAUGCGUGUUGUCUACUAGAGUAUGUGGGUACAUGCUUGAGAUCAUGUCCUAUACUUCAUGAAGGGCCCCUCUCAACACCACGUGUUCAGUCUAGUCCACAGCAACAUCCCAUUUCUUAUGCAUUACGAACAGUAGUCCGAAAACAUUUGCUAGAGUGUACUACAAUUUUCCGGCAUUUUGUAUUCAUGAACAAUCCAAGGUAUCUCUUGAAAUGUAUAUUUACCUGCACCUGAAAUGUGAACAUUGACUUUCUUUUCCUGUGCCAUUCCAAAGCAAACCAUUCCACUUGCUGAAUCCUUCAGUAGGCUACCAAUGAUGACUAGCUCGUUUAAAAGGCAAUCGCCACCAAAGCCAGCAUUUCAUUUUCAAUGAGUCACCAAAUAGAGGCUCAAUGGUUCAGUUAAUAACAUUCUGUCCAAAACACUGGGAAUAUUUCCUUUCAGAAAACAAUGCAAAGAGAUCAUACAUAGUCAUAUACAGCAGGAGGUAAAGAAUACCAACUGCAUUUUCCCCAUACAUUCAUCUGUUAAACACACAUUCAAGCGACGUCUCCCAGCAACUUAAACAAAAUGACCCUGUUGGUUGAACUUCCUGAUGAAAUGUCCAAUCUUAAAGGGGCAGUGCAGUCAAACAUUUACCUUUUUUUUUUUGUAUGAUAUUUCCAGACUAUCAGGUCGAAAUUACACCCUGAAAUUGUGAAAAUCAUGAAAAUGCCCUUUAAGUGUAAGCUUUUUGAAGAAAAACCAGCAGACACUAUGCCUCCAUGGAAUGAGUUUGACACCCCUACCCUAGAGUCUAGACCAGAGUUUAACAACCCUCUCCUCAGAUGUUUCACAUUUGAGUUUUAACCCUAAACUACCACAUCUGAUUCAAUUAGGCAAAGGCGUGAGGAUUAGUUGACUAAUUGAAUCAGGUGUACCAGUUUAGAGUUAAAACAAAAAUGUGAGAGGGUUGGGAAACCCUGGUCUAGAUGAUCCAAUCGGAUGUGUCAGUACAUCCACACGAUCAGUCUGAGCAUUUCAAUGGCAAAAGAAGGCUCAGGGAAAUAAAUGAUAGACAAAUAUAUUUUGAUUUACUUCCACGAAAAACACUCAGUGAUUUAUUAGACACUGAGUGAUGAUUUUUAAAAAUCAAAUGAAAAAGACUGCAUGAGGCUUUAAUAGAAAGCCCAGCAGAUGAUCCUGUUUUUAUAAUGUACAUGUUGAUUCGUAAAUAUCAGAAUUACCAUUUUAAGUUGUCUCUGAGUGGGGUGUUUGGGGCAAGGUUGAGUGUGUUACGCAGUGUCCAGUAGCAUUAAGCCAUAAGUCAUUACAUCCAUCCUGUCUUCCUCCUUACAAAACCAAAAUGUCAGUCCCUCCCUCCUUCCCUCCUGUCCUUGGACUCAAUCUUUCCCAUGAAGAUUUUUGAAGUGGAUUUAACAAGUGACAUCAAUAAGGGAUCAUCGCUUUCACCUGGAUUCACCUGGUCAGUCUGUCAUGGAAAGAGCAGGUGUCAAUAAUGUUUUGUACACCCAGUGUAGGCAGAGCCUUUACAGUGCUAUACCCUUCUGGAACAGAUUUUAAACCAAUGUUUCUUUUUUUCAUGCUCCUCAAAAAAAGCUAUUUAUCUCAGACUGUGACCUCUUCAUAAUUGAAGCACUAGCACUUUAGUAAUAUAUAGAUAAGGAUGUAAAAAAGUAUUUUAAUCAGUUGAUCGUCCACGACCAAUUUUAUAAACAAAGGUAUUUUGAUCACUUAAAUUAUUUACUUUCCUUUUCAUUCAUCCUGAAGAUUUUAUUUUGUAUUGUAUUUUUGAUGAUACAUUCAGAAAAGUCUGUAGUGCAUUAUUUUGGAUACAAAGGUAAAUGCCACAUGUACAAUCCAUGAAGACCCAUUCUAAUUAUAUAAUAAUCAAAAUAGUCUCAAAUUGUUCCCUUUGUGAGUGGGACUUUACUUGCUUACAGUGAAAACAAUGCAACGUAAUGUUUGUCCAUGAACAAUCGUAAAAUUUAAUUUGUAUAUCUUUGUUUGUGUUUCCUUUUCAGGAAUUUAAUUCAGCCAAUUAAGAAGAUGAUAUAUGCAUUGUACUUCCAGCAUAAUUAAGGCUUAUAUUUCUGGGAUUUUAAAGUGUACAUAGAUGAAUAUUCUUCAGCAAAAAAAGUGUGAUAUGAGUCUGUCUCUUCAGUGAGCUUGAACAAAGCAAUUAUAAUGGCUUUAUAUUCUUCAUUCCAGUAGCUCUGCUGGCCUAUCCUUCCAGCACAGUAUAAUGAUAAAGCCUGAACAUGUAAGCCACCAUAUACUACAGUACACAUAUGUGUAUGCAUAGUCACAUACAGCUGUUUGUUUAUGUUCAUAAACCUUGUACAUCACAACAUUUUAUUGCUAGUUUUCAAUUGACGUGGCCAGCAUAAGAAUUUCACCCAGACUCCAAAGGAGGGGGUUACCCUUCAUGUUUUGUUUGUGAUAAUAGAUGUGCUGCGUAUAUAAUCCCCUGGUUCCGGCAGUUUCCAUGACACCUGGAAUAUACAGCUCUGUGAUCAACAUGUAUGGCACAUUAUGUGUUGGUGGUUGAAAGUCCAGAAUUAGAACACAACCUGUGGAGAUUUUAAGAGGGAAAACCACCUGCGGUAAUAACAUAACUUUCAUCAUUUACUUUAGUUACACCCCUGAGGUAGAUUUGAAAGGAGAACCGUCAACUACCUAAUUUUAUACUGUAUAGUCAGAUACCAGUUACACAAUAUGCAGCCUAAUUAUUUAUCAGACGUUUUAAAAACAGACGUGAUACUAGGAAUGGUACAGUAAUACAUUGUACUUUCCCUGUGAAUAGUCCUGUAGGACCUCCUUUAGGACUUGUUGAAUUACAUACACGUAGAGUUGGGACAAUCAACCUAAAAUGAUCGACACCGACCAAAUCGAUCACUUAUCGCAGGCAUUUCGUCCAUUAGGAUAAGUAGCCUAUACUAGAGAAAUGUGAAGUUUGAAAUGAGUUUGCUAAUAUGGGUGAUUGUUAAUGGAACAGUUGAUGGCUACAACCAUCAAACUAGUAGUAAUAGUUUAAAGCAGGGAUCCCCAACCUUUUCUAGCAUGAGAGCUACGUUUAAAAAAACAGCUGCAGCUCUUCCUUGGGUCCUUAGUGUACAAGAGAAAGUAGUUCCUUAUGUUUUUUUUGUCAAUAUACCUGGUAAAAUAAUGGUUUAUAAACUACUCGAAGCGG
Oncorhynchus tshawytscha (Chinook salmon) is the source of this 5573-nucleotide messenger RNA. Its product is annotated as 5-hydroxytryptamine receptor 4. The transcript is spliced from 9 exons. Gene Ontology annotation, biological process: adenylate cyclase-activating adrenergic receptor signaling pathway; chemical synaptic transmission; regulation of appetite. Gene Ontology annotation, cellular component: plasma membrane. The coding region runs from base 277 to 1449 and encodes 390 amino acids. The record is from RefSeq and is a predicted model, not a curated record. Lineage: Eukaryota; Metazoa; Chordata; Actinopteri; Salmoniformes; Salmonidae. Gene Ontology annotation, molecular function: G protein-coupled serotonin receptor activity.